Molecule: messenger RNA, 3415 nt
Organism: Gopherus flavomarginatus (Mexican gopher tortoise)
Lineage: Eukaryota; Metazoa; Chordata; Testudines; Testudinidae
Gene: PELI1
Product: pellino E3 ubiquitin protein ligase 1
Exons: 7
Coding region: 199-1455 (418 amino acids)
Biological process (GO): regulation of Toll signaling pathway; protein K48-linked ubiquitination
Molecular function (GO): ubiquitin protein ligase activity; protein binding
Source: RefSeq, a predicted model, not a curated record
UUGCUGCGGUUUGAAGGAUACUCUUGAACUCUGUGGAUUUCGUCUUUUUUUUAAAAAGCCUGGCUUUUUUCACCCCCUUGUUCCCCUUGUAUACGGUGUGGAAAUACAGGAAGAAUAAAGAGGUACUGGAAAUAAUGAAAAAAGUCUGCCAAGGCUCUUGAUCAGAGAACUGGAAUCUGAGAAUAAGUCACUAAGCUCAUGUUUUCUCCUGAUCAAGAAAAUCAUCCAUCUAAAACACCAGUAAAAUAUGGUGAACUGAUUGUAUUAGGGUAUAAUGGCUCUCUGCCAAAUGGAGAUCGAGGAAGAAGGAAAAGUAGGUUUGCUUUAUUUAAAAGACCCAAGGCAAAUGGGGUGAAACCCAGCACAGUGCAUAUUGCCUGCACUCCUCAAGCAGCAAAGGCAAUAAGCAACAAGGACCAACAUAGCAUAUCAUAUACCUUGUCUCGGGCCCAGACAGUGGUGGUUGAAUAUACACAUGACAGCAACACUGAUAUGUUUCAGAUUGGCCGGUCAACAGAAAGCCCUAUCGACUUCGUAGUGACAGAUACAGUUCCUGGAAGUCAGAGUAAUUCAGAUACACAGUCUGUACAGAGCACUAUAUCAAGGUUUGCUUGCAGAAUCAUAUGUGAACGGAACCCUCCUUUUACAGCAAGAAUAUACGCUGCAGGAUUUGACUCCUCAAAAAACAUCUUUCUUGGGGAAAAAGCUGCCAAAUGGAAGACAUCCGAUGGACAGAUGGAUGGGUUAACCACAAAUGGAGUUCUUGUUAUGCAUCCGCGCAAUGGGUUUACUGAAGACUCCAAACCAGGGGUGUGGAGGGAGAUAUCUGUGUGUGGGAAUGUGUUCAGCCUCCGUGAAACCAGAUCAGCUCAGCAGAGGGGAAAAAUGGUUGAGAAUGAAACCAACCAACUCCAAGAUGGCUCAUUAAUCGAUCUGUGUGGAGCAACGCUGCUGUGGCGUACUGCCGAGGGCCUUUCACGCACUCCCACGGUGAAGCACUUGGAAGCUCUAAGACAGGAAAUAAAUGCCGCCAGGCCUCAGUGCCCUGUAGGGUUUAACACAUUAGCAUUUCCUAGUAUGAAGAGGAAAGAUGUUGUCGAUGAAAAGCAACCAUGGGUGUAUCUCAACUGUGGCCAUGUACAUGGCUAUCACAACUGGGGAAACAAAGAGGAAAGAGACGGGAAGGAUCGAGAAUGUCCCAUGUGCCGCUCUGUUGGCCCCUAUGUGCCUCUGUGGCUUGGAUGUGAAGCUGGAUUUUAUGUAGAUGCAGGACCUCCAACUCAUGCAUUCAGCCCCUGUGGACACGUGUGCUCAGAAAAAACAACUGCAUAUUGGUCCCAAAUUCCUCUUCCUCAUGGUACUCACACUUUUCAUGCAGCCUGUCCAUUCUGUGCACAUCAGCUGGCUGGCGAACAGGGUUACAUCAGACUCAUUUUCCAAGGGCCUCUUGACUAAUACACGUGUCACCAAGGACUUCAUUAAAUUUAUAAGCUAAGCAAUUCCGAUUUUAAACAAACUGUCUAUUUCAUAUUCUCUGGGCUUUGACAGCUUGCAUUAAAAUGAAGAUCUCUUUUGUUUUGUUACAGCAGCUAAAUCCCUUUCUAGAUGAAGAAAAGCCUGGAAGCAACAAGAUAGAUUAUGAGGGGGAAAGGGAAAGUUCCCAUCGUUGUUUAGUGUCUGUUUUUGGAGAGGGGAAGGGAAUUUAUGCAUAGUGAAAUUCAAUGCCUUCAAUUUAAUAUUUUUGAAUGACAUGCCCUUGGUGUUCAAAAGUUGCUUUUUUGUAUAACUGAGGAUAAAUAUGGUCAGUUCAAAGGACAUUAGUUUACAGCUUGGAUGCAAACAUUGUAAAAUAUAGCAACAUGUAUAUUAACUUUUUCUAUUUAUCUUUAUUAUUGAAAUUCUUAUGGCAUUUUGAUAGAGGAGCAGCAUGGUAGUGUGUUAAAUCCAUUGACUGGAUGCAUAGACUAGUUCCUGAUGGGGAAGGUUAGAAGAAAACUGUAGAAGUACCUUUUUAAAAUCUAGAGCACUAUUGAGUUCUUAGAGUAACUGAAUGCUUUUUAAACAAAACUAAUGCAGAUUACAUUGGUGUAAAAAUAUGCUUUAACCUCACAAAAGAUCAUCAUGAUGGACUUUUUCAAAUGUCUGUCCAUUGGGUAGGACUAUAAUAAAAGAACUGGUCACAGGAAAACAUUUACCUGAUUCUUUGAAUAUGCAAUUUUAAACUAGGUUAAGGAUUUUUCUCCUUCCGUUAACUACUCUUUUGUUUACCAUUAGCAAUGUUUGAGGUUCUUUUAUUUAUUUAAACAACAAAAAAUGAACAGCCAAGACUCAUCUGUUCUUCACUGUUAGAAAAAAGCUGUGAAUUAGCCAGAAAGCUGAGUGUUCAGUUUAAAGAAAAUUAUUCAUUCUGCUUUUAAUCUAACCCCUUAACCUGUAGGCGGGAUGGGUAGGCGGCACACUGGCUUCAUAUGCUUUGCCUUUCAGCUCCACAGAGCUGAGUACAAAUAUGCAUUUAGGUGACAAGUGAAGACAUUGCAGCCUUGGAGCUACGAUGUUUGCCCACGUCCCCAAAACAUCGUGUAAAUUGGCACAAUUGGCAGUCUGUGCUCAGGAAAAGCUGAGAUUGAGUUGAGUUGUAUUCAUGGCACUUGAAGUGGAGGAAGCUUGCAGAAAAGUUAUUCACACCAUGGCUGAUUUUUAAGUCAGUUUUUAGUCUCUUUCAAUAUCCCUGUCCUCAAAUGCUCCCCUUUCUUUGCCCCUCUACCCCGCCCCCCCGCAACCAAUCCCUUACCAGAAAAGGCCAAUGCAUUACAUGGAGCCUGAGGCUAAUCCACCAUGCUUUGUGACAAAUGUUCAAAUAAUCCUUUUAGGAUCGAGGUAAGCUCUUCUUUUUUUUUAAACUAGCUUUUUAAACUGGUUUCUCUACUUUGGAUUGGAAAUAUAUAUUGUGUAAACUGAUAGUAGCAAAUUCCUGUACUCUGUAGCGUAGCUUUAAUUUAUCCCUAUCUCAAAGCUGUUCUGAACUUUCCUUGGUAAAAACAAACUGAAUUGUGUUCUUUAGAAGUCAUGAAUUAUUUACUUCAACUGUCAAGAAUUCUUUCUCCAUUUAAAAAAAAUAUAUAUAUAUAUUGUUUGGUUCACUCAGGAAAUGUGUGUGUCAGGAAACCUAUAUUACACGUUCAAUUAGCUGUCAUGUAUAAGUAACUGCUGUUACUCCAUUUCAAAGAAAUAUAAUUGAUUUUUGACAUUUUUUCAGGUUUCGUGCAUUAAGUAAUCAGACUUUUAUGCAACAAGGAAUCCCUGUAUUGUAGUUGUUCUAAUCAUUUAUAUUCAGACUAUAUAUACUGUAGUUUAAUUUUUAUUUUCAAAUUAAUUUAUUCAAACUAUGUGAGUAAACACUUUUCAAAAAUAGAAA